CAUAGCCACAAAAGACAGAGUCACAGCUAUUAUGGACCAUACCAAUGUGCGUUCACAUUACAACUUGCCACCAACAUUUUGUUGAUAGCUUUAAACUUGCGCGACUUAGAGUCAACUAUUUCUUACUAAUCAUUAUUCAAGAAAAGGACAAAUGAAAUAGCUGGGCAAGAAAUGGUCAAAUGUUCCUAAUUGGAUCUAACAAGGAAAUAAUAGGAUAUUGUGAGACUAGAGGAUACAGAGAAGAUUGUUCAUCUUUCAUUUGCAAAAGAAAAGAUGGCGAUGAUAGCUGUGAACCUGGUGUUACAGAAAUUGGCUACCAUGCUAGAUGAAGAAGCUCGGUUGCUGGGUGGAAUUCACCAGAAAGUUGAUGAACUACGCGAUGAUUUGGAGAGCAUGAAAGCCUUCCUGCUGGAUGCAGAAGCAAGAAGCGAGAAUGACGAAGGAGUCAGAAUAUGGGUGAAGCAAGUGAGAGACGUGGCUUAUGACACCGAAGAUGUUCUUGACGUGUUUUUGCUUUGCUUGUCAAUUCCUCAUGGGAAUGGUUUCUUCCAUUCCCUUCGCAGAGGCUAUCACUACAUCCGGCAAUUGAGAACACGACACCGCUUGGCUCGUCAGAUUCAGCAGAUAAAGUUGAAUGUUAAGGCCAUCUCAGAAAGAAGAGCAGCAUUUUGUUUCAGAAGGAUAGAUGAAGCGACAAGUUCCAAUUCGCAAUUGCAGACAUGGCAUGAUCCUCGAUUGGGGUCUCUUUUCAUUAAUGAAGCUGAUGUUGUGGGAAUUGAGAAUCCUAGGAGUUUACUGAUUACUUGGCUGACAGAGGGAGAGCAGAAUCUUACAGCCAUCUCAGUGGUGGGCAUGGGUGGCUUAGGAAAAACAACUCUUGUGAAGAAAGCUUAUGAUAGUCAUCCUGUUAAGAAGCACUUUGAUUGUCAGUCCUGGAUAACAGUGUCCAAGUCGUUUACAACGGUGGAGCUUUUGCGAGCUGCACUGGAGGGAUUCUUGGAGGCAGCAAAAGAGCCAAUUCCUGAAGGGAUAGGCAGAAUGGGUGACUUGCAAUUGGUGAACAAGAUCAGGAACCAUCUACAACAAAAAAGGUACGUUGUCGUUUUUGAUGAUGUCUGGAGCAUUAGUGCCUGGGAAGCUAUGAAAUUCGCACUCCCUGAUUGUAACCGUGGGAGUAGGAUAGUUUUCACAACACGUAUAGGUGAUGUAGCUGCAUCUAUAGACACCAAUGUUCAUGUGUACCAUCUUCAACCUCUAUCCGAUGAAGAGGCUUGGACUCUAUUUUGCAUGAAAGCUUUUCGAGGGAAAAAUAAAGGUGUCUGUCCAGAUGAGCUAGUGGAGAUGUCCCGAAGCAUCUUGAAGAAGUGUGGAGGACUCCCUUUAGCAAUUGUAACAAUAGGUGGCCUGUUGUCAAAGAAGAAUAAACAGGUUAUGGAAUGGAAGAAAGUGAAUGAAAGCAUUGCUGCAGAGCUGAAAUGCAAUUCUAGCCUUGAAAAUCUACAAAAAAUACUUCUACUGAGCUACAAUGAUUUGCCAUACUACCUUAAGUUUUGUUACUUGUAUUUAAGUGUUUUUCCAGAGGAUUAUUUGAUCAAAAGAAUGAAGCUGGUCCGACUUUGGGUAGUUGAAAGAUUUGUGGAGGAGAAGCUAGGCCUCACGAUGGAAGAGGUUGCAGAAGAUUACCUUAAUGAACUAGUCAGUAGGAGUAUGAUUCAAGUGGUGCAGAUGGACCAUUUUAACAGAGUUAGGACUUGCAGGGUUCAUGACCUUAUGCGUGAACUAAUCCAGAUAAAAUCCACGGAAGAAUCGCUUGUUAUGAUACUGGAUGAAAGAAGAAUGACACUGGAUGAGAAAAUUCGUAGACUGUCAAUUCAUGGCUGUUGCGAGGACCUCUCAUCUGAUAGGAGAUUCCCUUGCCUAAGGUCUCUCUUGGUGUUUAGAUCAAUAGGGUCUUCAAUAUCCUCCAGCAGUGAAUUCUAUUACGGUUUUAGAUUACUUAGAGUUCUAGAGCUAGAAUAUGCACCCCUCUACGAAUUCCCUCCAGAACUGGUCAAAUUGAUUCAUCUGAGAUAUCUAAGUCUGAGGAACACAUGUAUAAGUGAACUUCCAAAGUCCAUUGGGAAACUGAAGAACUUGGAGAUAUUGGAUCUCAAAGGAUCUUUCAUAUCAUCGUUGCCUGUUGAGAUCUUACAAUUGGAACAUCUAGUUCAGUUGCGUAACUUACGUUACCGAUUUGAAUCUUCAAUAUACUUCCCAAAAACAUAUGGAAUGACGGUUCCGGCAGGAAUAGGAAGAUUAACAAGUCUACAGAAACUGGGAAGUGUUGAAGUGAAUGGCAACUGUGAAAUAGUUGAGUUUGGAAAGCUAACUCAACUCAGGAGGUUGGGUAUUCUACAACUAAGACAAGAAGACGGGAUAAAUCUAUGUUCUUCACUGGAGAAGAUGAAACACCUUACAGGUUUGUACAUGGUUUCAAUUAACACUUCAGAAUCUCUCGAACUUCUCUCUCUCUCAUCUCCCCCACCCAAUCUGCAACGUCUAUUUCUCAAAUGCCGUUUACCAAGUUUGCCUGGGUGGAUUCCUGCACUCAAAUACCUCACCAAGCUAGUCCUUCAAUAUUCUAAUUUGACCAUUGACCCACUAAAAUCACUUCAGAGAUUGCCUAAUUUGGUAGUGCUUGAACUACGACAAGCUUAUAUUGGGGAAGAAUUACAAUGUGAGAAGGGAGGAUAUCCAAUCCUUAAGAAGCUAAGCCUCUGUGUUCUGGCGCAAUUGAAGUGCCUAAGAGUGGCAGACGGAGCAAUGCCAGGGCUGAGGGAACUUGAAAUUGUGUCAUGUUCGGGACUGGAAAUGGUUCCAUUGGGCAUUGAGAACCUCAGUAACCUGCAAGCGCUACUGCUAUGGGAUAUGCCCUAUAGUUUUUUGAAGAGGAUAGAAGGAACACAUGGUGAAGAUUUCUGGAAAGUCCAACAUAUUCCAAAAAUCAUGAAUAAUUGAAAGAGAAUAAAACGAUGAGUUGUUGCAAUUCUUUCCUGAUUCAAAAGGCCAGGCGAAAGGAAAAUAAGAGACAUCAAUUGACAUGAUUCCUUCCGGGUCACCAAGGUAGUACUUGAGCCAGAUUUGGAGGAUCAGCUGCUGCUUGGACAUGAUGAAGCUUGAGUUAUCGUUCCUUUUAGUUUACAUUUCUUUGCUGAGAGAGCUAUGUGGUGAUCUCUUGGUGAAGGGAAUGAUUUAGACUUUACAUAUGUUACAAUUCCUUAUUGGUUGAAUAGUUAUUUAAAUUUAGUGGUCCAUUCGUAUGAUGAUAGAUUCCUAUAUUUGGUAUUGUUACAGUUCAUCCCUCAAAUUCAAAAUAAUGGGAAGAUUAUUCUGAAAUUUGAGGGAAGCAUGACAGGGAUGGAGUUAAAAGAAAUUUAUUCUUAUGGAUUCC
Molecule: messenger RNA, 3430 nt
Organism: Cornus florida
Lineage: Eukaryota; Viridiplantae; Streptophyta; Magnoliopsida; Cornales; Cornaceae
Product: disease resistance protein RPM1-like
Exons: 2
Coding region: 274-2997 (907 amino acids)
Biological process (GO): defense response to other organism
Molecular function (GO): ADP binding
Source: RefSeq, a predicted model, not a curated record